CUCCCAAGGCCUUGCUCAUUUUAGGAUUUAUUAGGGUGAGGAGUAGGGAAGACGGAGAAGAUGCCCCUAACUGCUGCUUGACCUUGAUGAGACCUUGGACCCCAGUCUUUCUAUCUUCUCUGGGGCAUGACCUUGGCACUGCACAGCCAGCCUGAGGGGUGGGAGAACUUACGGCUGCUGGGUGUGGGGCAGAGGCUGAGCUGUGUGGUUGGUUUUCCUCUUCCCCCAACCCCAUCAGUCCUGGGCUGGCUGCCCGCUCUUUUCCCCACAGAGCUGGGUUUCCCUGGGGACCAGUGGCUUGGCCUAGCCCCACACCCACAGCCCCCUCCUGGCCACAACUCAUGCUAGAAGGAGGGCUGGACCCUCUUGGACCCUGGCCCUCCGUGCCUCGCUGACCAAGGCCCAGUAGUCUUUCUCCAUUGCUGGGCUGGGAGCAAGGAACAGUGACUCCCACGGAAAGAGGUCCUAAAGCUGUCUAGCUGACAUGGCAGCUCCAGCGUCUCUGAGGGCCACAGGGGGUCCAGUCCUGCAGGGCACAUCCUAGACCUUGGACAGCUGGACAGCCUGCCAUCCGUGCUCCCACCAGCCAGGCCAGAUCCCAGGCCUCCAUUCACCAUGGGCGGCUGCUUCUCCAAGCCCAAGCCAGUGGAGCUCAAGAUUGAAGUGGUGCUGCCAGAGAAAGAGCGGGGCAAGGAGGAGCUGUCAGCCAGCGGAAAGGGCAGCCCCCGGGGUUACCAGGGCAACGGCACAGCACGCCACUUCCAUGCCGAAGAGCGGCUGCCCACCCCACAACCCUAUCCCAGCCCUCAGGACUGUGUGGAGGCUACUGUCUGCCAUGUCAAGGACCUCGAGAAUGGCCAGAUGCGGGAAGUGGAGCUGGGCUGGGGAAAGGUCUUGCUGGUGAAGGACAAUGGGGAAUUCCAUGCCCUGGGCCAUAAGUGUCCUCACUAUGGAGCGCCCCUGGUGAAAGGUGUACUGUCCCGGGGACGUGUGCGCUGCCCAUGGCAUGGUGCCUGCUUCAACAUUAGUACUGGGGACCUAGAGGACUUCCCAGGCCUGGACAGUCUGCAUAAGUUCCAGGUGAAGAUUGAGAAGGAGAAGGUGACCGUUCGGGCAAGCAAGCAGGCCCUGCAGCUGCAGCGGAGGACAAAGGUGAUGGCCAAGUGUAUCUCCCCAAGUGCUGGCCACAGCAGUAGCACCAAUGUGCUCAUAGUGGGUGCAGGUGCUGCUGGCCUAGUGUGCGCAGAGACACUGAGGCAGGAAGGCUUCUCAGACCGGAUUGUCCUUUGCACACUGGAUCGACAUCUGCCCUAUGACCGGGCCAAACUCAGCAAGUCCCUGGAUGCACAACCUGAACAGCUGGCUCUGAGACCCAAGGAAUUCUUCCGGGCCUAUGGCAUUGAGAUGCUCACUGAGGCUCAGGUGGUCACAGUGGAUGUGAGAAAUAAGAAGGUUGUGUUCAAGGAUGGUUUCAAGCUAGAGUACAGCAAGCUGCUGCUGGCACCAGGAAGUAGCCCUAAGACCCUGACCUGCAAAGGGAAAGAUGUAGAGAAUGUGUUCACCAUCCGCACGCCUGAGGAUGCCAACCGCGUGCUGCGGCUGGCCCGGGGUCGCAAUGCUGUUGUUGUGGGAGCUGGCUUUCUGGGCAUGGAGGUCGCUGCUUAUCUGACUGAGAAGGCCCACUCAGUAUCUGUGGUAGAGCUGGAGGAGACACCCUUCCGGAGGUUCCUGGGGGAGCGUGUUGGUCGUGCACUUAUGAAGAUGUUUGAAAACAACCGGGUGAAGUUCUAUAUGCAGACAGAGGUGUCAGAGCUGCGGGGUCAAGAGGGCAAGCUGCAGGAGGUGGUGCUGAAGAGCAGCAAAGUUCUGCGGGCAGAUGUCUGCGUGGUAGGCAUUGGUGCGGUGCCUGCCACAGGCUUCCUGAGGCAGAGCGGCAUUGGUCUGGAUUCCCGAGGUUUCAUCCCAGUCAACAAGAUGAUGCAGACCAACAUCCCGGGAGUGUUUGCUGCAGGGGAUGCUGUCACCUUUCCUCUCGCCUGGAGGAACAACCGGAAAGUGAACAUUCCACACUGGCAGAUGGCUCACGCCCAGGGGCGGGUAGCAGCUCAGAACAUGCUGGCACAGGAGGCUGAGAUCAACACGGUACCCUAUCUGUGGACUGCCAUGUUUGGCAAGAGCCUUCGCUAUGCUGGCUACGGAGAAGGCUUCGAUGAUGUCAUCAUUCAGGGGGAUCUGGAGGAGCUGAAGUUUGUGGCUUUUUAUACCAAAGGUGACGAAGUGAUUGCUGUGGCCAGCAUGAACUAUGACCCCAUCGUAUCCAAGGUGGCCGAGGUGCUGGCCUCAGGUCGAGCCAUCCGGAAGCGGGAGGUGGACUUGUUUAUGCUGCCCAGCAAAACCGGUGACAUGUCUUGGCUCACAGGGAAAGGAUCCUGAGCUCUCAUGUGGUGGAUCUGGGCAGGCCUCUGGGGCAUCAAGGUCAGAGACCAAGUCCUGGGGCAAGUGCCAAUCUCCAAUUUCCCAGGAUCCCUCAAGGUGGAAUCUGAGUCCUCCGAGGCUUGCCUUCAACUGUCUGCUUACAGAGAGGCUACUGCUGCCUCCAGGAGAUGGCCCAUUCCCAAGGCCUCAGCUGUCACUGACAGCUGGCUGUAGAGGCAGGACAGGCUCUGCCUCUGUUUCCUCUAUUAGGAUGGUUUUCCCAGGAAGCCCCUUCAACAUUACCUUAAAAUUAAAGCACAUGUAUCAGCA
Molecule: messenger RNA, 2745 nt
Organism: Mastomys coucha (southern multimammate mouse)
Lineage: Eukaryota; Metazoa; Chordata; Mammalia; Rodentia; Muridae
Gene: Aifm3
Product: apoptosis inducing factor mitochondria associated 3
Exons: 21
Coding region: 616-2433 (605 amino acids)
Biological process (GO): execution phase of apoptosis
Cellular component (GO): mitochondrion; cytoplasm
Molecular function (GO): flavin adenine dinucleotide binding; 2 iron, 2 sulfur cluster binding; oxidoreductase activity, acting on NAD(P)H
Source: RefSeq, a predicted model, not a curated record